ACUAAAGACAGGCUAGAGACGAAGGAAACAGGCUCGGAAUGGCGGAGACUAAAUUAUUUUUAUUUUUUUGCAAAAGCCGGAGGAAAUCACAGUAAAAACUGUGGCUUAAUCGCGUUAUCGCAUGAACGCUGGUGGUUUGUCUAAAUUGAACAGGAUACCCAUUUGUUACGAGGUACUGGUGCGGCGGAAAGGACAGUCCAUGCUAGUUUUGUCUGUAAAUUGGAGCCUAGCUACCGUUAGUUAGCAGUGGUGUUUUCCGUUUAGAAGCACGGUGACUUUUGCUUACUAUUUAUGCUGCGUUAGACACAAACAAAACGACUGGAUUGCUUUAAAAGGUUUUGGUGAGGGUAAAAUACAGUACAGCUAUGACUUGACUGCUUGCUUCCUCUUCACCGAACUUGGUAGCUGGUAGUAGCGUGAGCUUACUUGGUUCAAGUUCUUCUCAUCAUGGCAACUCUUUUAAUGUGGUGUUUAGGGGCCGAGCCUGUCUCAAAAUUUACAGAUUUUCUCAUUCCGAAGCAAAGAAACAAGAGUGAACCAAUGUCAGUCCACACAUGCUAGUAUUUUUGUUUUGUUUGGCUUAAACUCGGGUCGCAUAUGGCUGUGUUUUUUUAAGGUGAUGCUCAUAUGAAAACACUGCACUUCCAGUUGUUGUUUUUAUAUAGUAACUUAUGGUGAAUGUAUUUUUAAAACCUAUAUUAAUGUAUAUAUUUAUGUCAUUGUAUUAAAUGUCUGUGAUAAGACCAAGGUCUUCAUCUUCAUCGCGGUCUCUUUGUCAUUGACGUGAAGGACCUUUAACUUUCAGCUCCGCUUUUGCUGUAUUUUCAUUUCUCAUAUGGACUGUAGGGGGCAGCAAACCCAUCACAUACACUUUCCCCAGUUUCUUAGAUUGAUUCAAUUUACCGUUCAAUUUAAUCAAAUUUGUUUGUUAUACUUUAUUUAUUAAUAUGAUUUUCAGUUACAUAUUUUUUAUUUUUCAUACUGGUUGUUUAUGACUGUAAACAUCCCCGACUGGAAGCUGUGUUAAGUAUAAAAAAAAGAAGCUUUCAGUUGGAUGUUUGCUGCCAUCGUCCAGUUCUUUCCUCCUCGAUCUGGGAUCAGUAUGCAUCACUGACAUGCCUGUCAUUACUGUGUGCUAAAUGUAUCGCAACAAAUUAAUUAUAGCCUUACUUAAUAACAUUAAAGUAUAUAUGAAAUGCUGAUUUGAGAGUUGACCGGUAUGUGUCACCUCUAAACUUGUCUUUAUAGUAAACUUGGUUAUAUUCCAUUGUAGUCGUUGUAAACAUCCUACACUCAGCUGUAAUUUGCAAACAAGGCUGGGGGAAGGGUGUUUGCUGUGACUGCCUGGAGAAGCUCUCUGGUGUAGGAAGAAAUGAAUGGUUGUGGAUAAAGUAAAUACACUUGUUCAUCUGCUUCAAUAUGAAUUAUAUAUUUUCCCCAAAUAAACUUAUUAUACUUUUAAUACUAAUUAGAGUAAUGUGUAUUUUUAUCAUUAUUGUUAUUAUUAUUAUUAUUAUUAUUAUUAUUAUUGGUGGUGGUGUUGUAGAAUUAGUAUUAGCCUAAUUGAUGUUCAUAAUUAGAGGUUGGUGUGUUUUUAUACUGAUACACAAUGCCAGAGUGUUGCCGUGUUCACAGUAUUUGCUUAUAACUCGGUUCGCGUUUUCGUUGCAGUUUAACAACCAUUUUCACUCUGCUGGAAAAUGCCUGAAUGUCAUAUUACUGUUUUGAAUAACACGGCAAGUUGCCUCUACGCAAUGAUUUCAAAUGAACUCCAAGCAGCAGAUGGCGCACGUUUGUACACAGACAUGUUCGCUUGAAGACUGAGAUCCAUCCGCCAUAUUUGUUAUCGCAGAUUCGUCAGAAACCUCUGCAGAAGUAGUUUAAGUAUAAUGAAUGCGUUUAAAUCGAACUCUAGAGAUAAAAACAAAGAUCAAAACCAUUUUCUGUGCGUUUUUACCCAUUGUUAAUUUGAAAAAAAUGGACCCGGUGCAUGCAGGUAAGCAAAAAGAGGAUUGAACGGUUUUCAGCGCUCAGAGGAAACGGCUAGUGCCGAUGAUUCGAUAAGGAAUCUCUUAAGUUAGAGGGUGCUUCAGUCUUCAUGUGCAAAAUAUGCAACUUGUUCUCCCCCAAUAAAUCAAUGCUUCUGUCUCAUGUUACUGAGACUCACACCAGUGAAGGUGGCGAUCCUGACACUUUUAUUAUAGCACUCAAGCCUUUAACAACUGAGCAACCACACAGUUCAGAUGUUGUUGUGAAAAGAAAACGUGGACGACCAAAAGGCUCCACUAAGAAAGUCCAGCCAGAAGAGGUUACCUUAAACAAAUCAUCUAAUCAGCAGGAGAAAGAGUCCACUAAUAUCCAAUCAGGGACUGUUGCCGAAGAGCAAAGUGAGGUUGGCAGUGUUCUGGAGUGCAAGAAAUGUAAUCGCAAGUUCAGCAACAAGCGGCAAAUUUCCAAACAUAUUUGCUUUGUAGGACUGAAAGAGGCUGCUGAUGAGGAAGAGAACAAUGGUUAUAAUACUGAUGGAAACAAAAUGACUGAUGGAGAGGAAGACAACGAGCGGACACCAAAGAAAGCUCGAGCAAUGCGCACAGAGAAGGUCUCCAGUGCAAAGGACCCAGAGUCAGCAAGUGGCAACAAAAAUCCUAUCAUUAGUGUGGUCCUUACCAGUCUUGAGGCCAUUCCUGGUGCUUCGAAGAUAGUUCCUAUUGAAGCGGCCCCAGCUGAGCCACCCACUCAGACAGAUGCAGCUGCAGGUUCCCAGGAGGCAGCAUUGAAAAGGGGUUACCAGGAAUAUGCCAUUCAGCAAGCUGCUUUUGAAGUGCCCCUCAAAUCAAACAGGUUAGGACAAACUCAGCUGAAAAUCUUCACCUGUGAAUACUGCAAUAAAGUCUUCAAAUUCAAGCAUUCACUGCAGGCCCACUUACGAAUCCACACCAAUGAGAAACCGUUCAAGUGCACCCAGUGUGACUAUGCCAGUGCUAUAAAGGCUAAUCUCAGUGUUCAUAUGCGCAAGCACACCGGAGAGAAAUUCAGCUGUGAGCUGUGCUCAUUUAACUGCCUGAGUAAAGGACACCUCAAAGUCCACGUGGAGCGAGUGCACAAGAAAAUUAAGCAGCACUGCCAUUUCUGCAAAAAGAAAUACUCUGAUGUGAAGAACCUUCUUAAACACAUCCGUGAGAGCCACGACAUGGAAGAUAAGAAGGUAAAGGAGUCCUAUGAUGAGUACAGCCUCCAAACCAGGGAGGGCAAAAGACAGCUUCUGUACAACUGUCAAAUAUGCGACCGCAAGUUUAAAAAUGAACUUGAGCGUGAUCGUCACAUGAUGGUCCAUGGCACCAAGAGACCCUUCGGCUGUGAGUUAUGUGAUCACGGCUCAACAAAAUUUCAGGCCUUGCAGGCCCAUAUCCGAAAGCACCCCUUCAUCUAUGUAUGUGCCAUUUGCCAGCAGAAAUUCGUCAGCUCAGUGCAACUGAGGUCCCAUCUCCGAGAGCUCCACCCAGAAACGGACGAGUCCUCAUCUUUUGCAGACUCCAUCAAGUCCAGCUUUUGUCUGCUCAAGCCAGGCGAUGAUAUUCAGAAGGACAUGUUGAGUCAGGAUGAGCUUGAGAUCACAGAGGAGCUGUCUCAGCUCAAUGCCCAGGAGCUGUUAACCACAGAAAUGAGUUGCAUUAAACAAGAGAAGCCUCAAAUUCAAAGCUCUGGUAGUUUAGUUGUGGAUUCAGACCUACUUGUUCAGAACUCACAAGAGGGAAUUCCUCAUAAAGAUUGUCCAGCCAAUGAGACAGAACCAUCUGCAAUAGCACAAACACAAGAGAUGGCCUGUGAAGAUGUAAUAAAUAAGCAGAGACUCCAAGAUGAUACACUUAAAAUAGAGUGCAGUGUGGCAGAGGAUCAGAAUCCUGCUCAAGAAACUGGACCCAUGCCUUCAGAAAGUAGUUCUUUGACUGACAAAGCAAAAAUCCAGUCUAAUGAGCAUCUAAUAUCAAAGGAAACAGUAUCCAUUUCAGUUCCUCAAAUUGAGGCAGAGGCAAUUGUUCAGCAAACUGGUGAUGAGGACUUCAGUUCAGAGCAGGAGGAAAAGUCUGCUUUCAGGCAAAUUAUAGAUCAGAUGCAAAAGCGACAGCUUAACAUGGAAGUUUUUGAAAGGAUUCGGAAAUGUUAUGGAGACCUUGAAUGUGAAUACUGCGGUAAGCUGUUUUGGUAUCAGGUGCACUACAAUAUGCAUGUGCGAACACACACGAAAGAACACCUUCAUUACUGUUCUCAGUGCAGUUACUCUUCCAUCACUAAAAACUGCCUGAAGCGGCACGUCAUACAGAGACAUUCCGACAUUCUACUCAAGUGUCCCUCUGAGGGAUGCCAGUACUGCACGCCUGAUAAAUACAAGCUUCAGUCGCAUCUUAAAACUCAUUCGGACAUAGUCAAAAAAAGUUUUACAUGCCCAGUAUGUCAGGAGUCUGUUGCAGAGGACAAAGUUAGAUCUCAUAUCAAAAGUAACCAUCCAGAUGUGUCACUGAACUACAUCUCAGAGACGUUGGGAAUACGUGUACAUGUGAAGGGGGUGAUUGGAAAGCGUGCUUCCAAAUGCCCAUACUGUGACUGCUUCUUCACAAGGAAUGGGGCAGAUAUGCAGCAGCACAUAUGGGCACAUGAAGGAGUGAAACCGUACAAAUGCCUACUGUGUGAUUAUGCAACAAGAAGUAAAAGCAACCUCAAGGCUCACAUGAAUAGACACAGUACUGAGAAAACACAUCUUUGUGACCUCUGUGGGAAAAAGUUCAAGUCUAAAUGCACUCUGAAGAGCCAUAAACUUAUGCACACAGCUGAUGGAAAACAGUUCAAAUGCACCGAAUGUGACUUCACUGCUGCACAAAGACCACAUCUUCUUCGUCACAUGGAGCAGCAUGCCUCUUUCAAACCUUUCCGUUGUGCACACUGCCACUACUCGUGCAACAUUUCAGGCUCUCUGAAAAGACACUAUAACAAGAAGCAUCCCAACACACAGUACAGUAAUGCUGGAACAGGGGCAGCCACUUCAGAAACUGUGAUAGAGCUAGGUGGAGUGAAAUGUCCUGUUUGCAAUUAUGUUUAUGGCACUAAAUGGGAAAUGAACAGACACCUGAAGAGCAAACAUGGUCUCAAAGUGGUGGAGAAUGACAGUCUUGGUUUGAAUCAGUGGGAGGUAGUGGAGUCAGUGGAAGAGCCAGCCAUGGAGUACCUUCAUAUUACUGAGACUGAGGAUCCACAAGGAACGGAGGCUGCAGUAUCAGCUUUGCAGGACCUGCGCUUCAAUACACAGAAUGGUGUUGUGUCUGCCACAGCCGCAGAUAGACUAGACCCAACAUCUGUCAACAUCCUCCAGCAGAUAAUUGAACUGGGCUCAGAGAGUCAUGAUGCCACUAUGGCUUCUGUGGUUGCCAUGGCUCCUGGCACAGUUACUGUUGUGGAGCAGGUGGCGGAGGAGGAGCAGCAGACCGACCAUGCCAUGAUGAUCCAGGAUGCACUGCAGCAGGCAACUGUGGGCCUGGGAGAAGAGCAUCAUCUGGUGGUGUCUUCAGAUGACAUGGAAGGCAUCAAAACUGUCACAGUGUACACACAGGGUGAAGAUGCCUCCCAGUUCAUAGUCUACGUUCAGGAAGCGGUUCAGGAGGCUGUGCAAACUGAGGAGACCACCACAGUAUAGAGAAUAUACGAGGGAUAUGCUAUCUAGCCCAAAUGCGCUGAAGCUUUUAUCUUUUUAGUUAUAGUUACCCCAGUCAAGGCUUUUGCAGCCGUCCAUGAAUUAUGGGGACCAUAAGCACAACUGUAAAUGUUAUGAAAUAAACACGAGCAGUAAAUAGUCAUGGCUUUGUUAACUGCAAAAAUGGAUGGCUAGUGGCUUUAUGUUGCAUUUUUGGCCUUAGCCACUCCAAAACAGUUCCUGGAAAAAAGCAACUAGAUCCAGUUCAAUUCUACCUAUAUAAUUAUUGCCUGCAACCAUAAUCAUGAAUGCUUCCAAAAGAGUUACUGUGUGACUCUAACCAUUCCAACCUUUUGUAGUUUUUUUAUAUAUAUGACUCCCAUACAGUGUAUGGCUAUCCAUAAUAUUAAAGUGUGUUAUUUAAUGCA
Molecule: messenger RNA, 6111 nt
Organism: Myxocyprinus asiaticus (Chinese sucker)
Lineage: Eukaryota; Metazoa; Chordata; Actinopteri; Cypriniformes; Catostomidae
Product: zinc finger protein ZFAT-like
Exons: 16
Coding region: 2099-5686 (1195 amino acids)
Biological process (GO): regulation of transcription by RNA polymerase II
Cellular component (GO): nucleus; chromosome
Molecular function (GO): chromatin insulator sequence binding
Source: RefSeq, a predicted model, not a curated record